Anopheles cruzii is the source of this 3294-nucleotide messenger RNA. RefSeq lists its product as uncharacterized. Lineage: Eukaryota; Metazoa; Arthropoda; Insecta; Diptera; Culicidae. Gene Ontology annotation, cellular component: Golgi apparatus; Golgi membrane. The record is from RefSeq and is a predicted model, not a curated record. The coding region runs from base 92 to 2335 and encodes 747 amino acids. The transcript has 3 exons.
GCGAACCGGAAACAGCGCAAACAACUGCACUGCCGUACACGGUAGCGUGACCGAGCCCGAGGAGGUUCCCAGGUUUCGAAAGCCAGCAACAAUGGUGGCCCGUGCAGGACGGAGCCGUUUGCUGAUUUGCCUCGGGCUGCUGCUACUGAUGGUGGGCUUUUUGACGGUAUUCCACAACUCCCAGCAGCAGCUUGAUGAGUUGCGCCAACUUGGAUUGCGAUGCGAGCAGCAGCAAAAAUCCGUUCAAGCGCAGAUGGAAGUGGUCGUCGACCAAAAGCUGCGGCUGGAGAACUCGCUCGCCUCCGAGCGCAUGAUCAACGAGGCCAACCGGAAGGAGCUGAAGCAGAGGGCGAAGGAAGAGAAGGAAGAACACAGUAAGACGUCCAUGGAAGCAAACAUCCGGUACGCGUCGCUUCAGCAGCAGUGCAAUCUGGUCAAGAGCCAAUUGGGCGAUCUGACGGAAGAAUGUAGCAACAGCAAAAAGCGGCAGUCGGAGGAAAUCAACUCGCUGCGAUUGAAAGUAUCCGAGCUGCAGGGCAAGGUGCACCGUUACCAGCACGAGUCGGCCAACGACGUAGAACACCUGAAGGCACAACUGGAGCAGCUAAAGAACGACAAAAUUAAUCUCGAAGCAACGCUCCGGCAACAGCUGUCCUACAAGGAUCAGAUUAUCGAAAAGCUGCGCGAUCUGGCCACCAAAAUGGAGAAGGAAAACACGCACUACUUCGAGCGGUGCAAACUGUCAGCCGAUCAGUUGCCAAAGCAACACCAUCGCUACCGCGAUGUACUUGAAGCGCUCUCCGCCCGAAUGGCUGCUCCGGCGCACAGCUUCAACGAGCAGCGACCAGUGAGUGACGACCGUUAUCGCAUCCCGGUAGCGUUAAGAAACCGUACUUCCGGCCCAGCUGGCCCUCCCAGCACCACUACCACCACCACCACCACAUUUUCUUCGGGGUCCACGGUGUCGGGUAGCUCUCUCUCAACUUCUUCCUCUCCCCUCGGUACUAACAACCGUGCCGCGGCGCAGGCUUCCGAAGAACAGGAAACGCGCGUCAUCGCCAACCCGUUCGAAGUGCCCGUGCCGGAGGUGCGGGCGAAAGCUCGCAGUUCGCGGUGGCACACCGGUACCCGGAGGGAACCGCCGGAUGUGAACCCCGCGGGCGGCCAUGCUGGAGGCCAGCGGCAGCCGGCGCUCGAUGGUGGGAUCAUUAAUUCUGUGGAAAACUUUCAGAUCAUACCGAAACCGCUACCGGCGGUCGCGGCCGAUAGUGCCAAUGUGUUGCAGGAGCCACGGUUGAUGAAAACUUCCACAUCCGUGCCCGGUGGCGCCGGCCAGCGAUCGUCCUCGGACCGUAAUCUACAGUUGCCGAUACUGGCCGCGCCGACCGUGCUGCAGGCGGCGGAACAUUCCAGCAAGCGAAGCGGUGGUCCACCAGCUGGUGGUGGCGGAACCAUGGCGGUGGUGGCCAGGGGCACAAAUAACAGCACCUCCACCACGACAACCGUGGCUUCGCGAGCCGGAGCGGCUCCCAAUCGGAGUGCUACGCGUGGGUCCGGCUCGGUCGUCCGGAAACCGCUCGCCAAUCGCCACACGAAACCCGUCCCGGAGGGGAUCGUACCCUUUCCGGAAAUGAUGCCCGAGCUGGACGAAAACCGGAGCGAAAACGUGCUCGACAAUCGGUACGCCAAUGUGGCCGCAGCGGUUGCCGCCCCGGCGACGGGUGGUGGCGGUACGGGGAAGAAGAAGGGAAAAUCCGAUGCUCGGCAUGGUCCGUCCGACGGUCGGCAUGGUGAUCUCAACUUUAUGAACGGAGCCGGCGGCAACCCGGAGGCGGAUAACGGAGCCCACGAGGAGCACGAUAACGAGGGUGGUGUAAGGCGCGAGGAAGGAGAUGCACCCGAUGGUGCUGCGGCCGAUCGGAUGGCCCCGGGGGCGGCCAACGAUGAGGCGGGCAACGAAAAUGUGAAUGCUGCCGAGGAGGACACCAAUCUGUACGAUAAUGGAAACAAUAAUGGCAUCAAAGCCCCGUUCGGUGGCAACCCGUUGCUGGAUCAGCAGCUCGAGUACAACGACGUCAUCCCGGGAGCCGCCGCACACCGCGGAAGGCCGAAGCACGUUGGCGGUGCCGGGGCCGACCAAAGCAAAGCGGCCAUCAUCGAUCGGAUGGGCGACAAGCUGAUCAACGAGAUUGCCCACGAUCACGGGAAGGAAGGGGACAACUAUCCGAACGAGAUGGAAGACUUGCAUUUGGUCGGAAACGAGGCCGAGGAAGAGGACGUAAGUGACUACGAUGACCCGACGGCACUGAAGCAGGGACACGCGGAGCGUCACUGAGCGGCGGUGCACCGGAGUGGCGGAGUGGGAGACGCACACAACCUGACUGACUGACUGACCACGAACUGAGAUGCGCUGAACGAUUAUAGUUUGCCGUGCCGUGUGAGAUUAGAACGCAACAGCAUUGCGGCUUCGUGUUGUUGCCCCUUUCGGUUUCGGUGUGUCGUAAAAGACUGUCCUAUUCUACUGUUUUUUGUUUGCGGGUACAGAUGAUCGACACUGCACACUGCAAUGGAUCCACUCAUGGCAAUCUCUCUGUCCCGCCGUCUGCAUAGAGCUACGUUACCGAUACUUUCUGUGCAUACAGUUGUAGUUCUAUUAUUUAUCAUCUCUCGUUACUCAUUGCUAUCAUCUCUCGUGUUCAACACUCGCCUAUUUAUCUACCACCACCACAAAGUGACCAUUGACGAAUUUGCCAUAUUGAAUUCUUAAACUUAUUUACUUAAAAAGCUAAACCACUCUCUCUCUAUCUCUCUGUCUCUUCGGGUAUCGGAAGCGGCGCACACGUACGUUUGCGUACUCCAAACGAGUGAUGCAGAAACGAAACAGAUACCAGUGAUUGUGUGAGCCCGUGAUUCUCGAAUCGCAACAGGAAAUUUAUUCGAAAAACAUAGAAAACAAAAACGCAAAAUAUGUCGCAAUUUGAAUGCACUACAAUUUCGAAACACCGUUAAACUAUGUUAAAGUUAAGUUUUAGGCAGCCAGCAUCGCGUUUAAAGUUAAGGAAAAAUAUGCAAAGUAGGCAAAGUAGGCCUAGCGUAGUAGAAGGACUCGGUGAACGACCGAAAAAGAAUGACCGCAGCUCACACCGUUCCCAGUGCGCCCUGCGCGCAUAUGUACAUUAUGUGAUGGCCAGGUUCCACAGUGGCAAUGGCUUGUUGUGAGGGGAAUCUGUAAGCGCACAUUUACGAAAUGGCCCUUCCCUCUCUCUCUCACACACACAUAUAUAUAUAUAUAUA